UCAGGUAUGGGAUUAGUUAGUUAGCCAGUUAUUUGUUUUUGGAGGCAUGGACUUAAUGGUGGAGGAAGCCGUAACCCACCAGUGACUACGUGAACACACCGGCGGGGAGUCCAGGAAUAUUACCUUGUAUCCGGUGUAGUUCUACUAAUACAAUAAUAUUAUUGUGAUAUAUAUUUAUGUUCGCAACGUAGACAAUCCAAUCUGUACAAAAUCAUGAGUGCGACUCACGAGUAGCGCUAGGGUCCUUUAAAAAUUGAUCAAAUAAUUAAAAUAUUCAUACUGAGAGAGGAAUAACGAGAUCACGACAUUUUUCGCGAACUUCCGCACCACAGUUUACUAUCUGGUCCAGUAGUACUCUGAGAUGAGAAGCUGACUAAACUUUCAUUUACAAUUUGUGAUCAGAAAAUGGCUAGUUUGGCUUCCAAAAGAGGAGCUGUACUUAUCGGUAACGCAAAAUAUAUUUCAUUCAUUACUACAUCAUCAAGACAUGCUUCAUUGGUGUCAACGUCAAGAAAAUCAUCCACGUCCCCAACAAGAAAGUCACGCUUCAUUGAUUACAGAGAAGAUGUUCAGAAACCGAGAGUCAUUAUUACAGGAGGUCUAGGACAACUUGGUCAAGGAUUGGCAGAAAGUCUUCGACGUCAAUUUGGAAGAGAAAACGUUUUGUUGACCGAUAUAAAGAAACCUUCACAGAAUAUACUUGAGUCAGGUCCAUUUGCCUUCGCAGACGUACUGGACACCCGUAAUCUACGAGAGUUAGUUGUGAACCACGGGGCGGAUUGGUUUGUCCAUUACAGCGCUCUCUUGAGCUCUAUCGGAGAAAGCAACGUUCCUUUGGCGAUGAAAGUCAAUAUCCAAUCUGUUCACAACGUAUUGGAACUUGCUCGAGAAUUCAAUCUUCGGUUAUUCAUUCCGAGUACAAUCGGUGCUUUCGGUCCCGAUUCUCCACGUGACCCGACUCCGGAUAUCUGUGUGCAAAGACCAAAGACUAUUUACGGCGUUGCAAAAGUUCAUGCUGAAUUGAUGGGAGAGUAUUAUCAUCAUCGGUUUGGAGUCGACUUUCGGAGUUUGAGAUAUCCGGGAAUCAUCUCAGCAGAUACGGAACCUGGUGGCGGAACAACUGACUACGCCGUCGACAUAUUUCACUCCGCUCUGGAUAAUGGAAGUUUUCAAUGUAAUUUGAAUCCCGAUACCAGGUUGCCGAUGAUGUACAUUGACGACUGUAUAAAAGGAACGGUUCAGUUCAUGCACGUUCCAAGUCAAAUGAUGAAACUACGAACGUACAACGUGAAUUCGAUGAGUUUCACCCCAGAAGAAAUCGCUCUCGAAAUUAGAAAACAUAUUCCUAAGUUUAAAAUGUCGUACAAAGUCAUUCCAAUGUUGCAGAAAAUCGCUGACGAUUGGCCGAAGAAAUUUGAGGAUACAAACGCUCGCAAUGAUUGGGCUUGGUCGCAUGAUUAUGAUAUUGAAGACUUAGUUCACGUAAUGCUGGAAAAACUGAGAAUGAAGCGACACCUUCAGAAUGGCGGCAACGUGAAAACGGCGGCUUAGAGUUUACCGCCGAGGACAAUUCCUGUAAAUGAUAUAAAAUACGACUCCAUGAAAGGCCCCGUGCAAACAUCUACCCAACUUACACCCUUACACCCUUGGUGAUAUGUAACACCGGUCCGCCAGUACGCGAGUUGGGAGAUACUAAACAAGGAAUAUGCCUCGUGUUUUUAGUAUCAUUGGCAUUAGAUUUUAGCAGUUUGUUGUGAGUUGUUCACCGCCGAACAAAACUCUACGCCUACUAGGGCACAAUGCAGCGUUUAUUAAAUCCUCACCAUAGAAUUUUACAAAGCCUUUUUAGCUUGGCUAGUGCGUGAAUAAUAUUUAAAAAAACGAUAAAAGAAACUUAUGUCCCAAUUUAUUCGAUUUAUACGUUGUAUUCCGACGAAAUUAUGUUCAAUUCGCACUUAUUUGACGAUCUUUGUUAUAGAUUGUUUGCACUCACUCAAGAUAAUAUGAAUAUUCAACUUUUGAGCAGUUCAUGUCAUGUUCAAAAGUUUGUUGCGGUUUCCUUUGUUGUUCUUGCCUUGCAUUUAUCCUGUAAGUUUUGUAAUUUAACUAUAUGAAGUGUUCUUAUUGACAUACAAAUUGGAGAGUUUCCAUGACAUUUCUUUUGUUUUUCUUUUCUGUAAAUUAAAAUCCAUUGCAUAGUGUAUUUUUGCUUUUAUUCACUUUCUCAUUUUUCGCUUUUUGUUUUCUGUUUGUUGUGAAUAGCAUACAAUUUUCAUACUUAUCUCGGGGAGAAAAAAAAACAAACAAGCGACGGCUUAAUCAUACGUCGGGUUACCACUAGGGCUGGGCAUUUUGAAUCGAAUAGUAAAUUAUUCGAAUCGGUUUAGGGCAAAAUUUCGAAUCGCCGCCAUCUAUAUUUUUCUUUCCGUCAAAGGUCGAGGUGAAAUCCCAAAUUUUUUUAUUGAAGCCAUAUUUUUUCCAACGCGAAUAUGACUUUUUUCUGUAGUAAGGUAUUGAUUAAAACGUGUUUCUUAUUGUGUGUGAACGCUCAGUAAUCUGUCUGAGAGAUGUAUUUUUAGUUUUCGGUAACUCAUUUCUUGACAGUACCAAUUACAAUAAAAAAGUCGCUUACAGUUAUGUAUUUCCGAGUAUUCGAUUCAAAAAAUAAAUCGAUUCACCAGGUAUUCGAAAAUGCCCAACCCUAGUCACCGCGUCUCAUCCGGUUAGCAGUCCAUUUCGGGUAUGGAAAUGGUGCAACAAGAAGGAGCCAUAACCAGAUAUUUCUGAGAUAUUAUACCAUAUAUAAUAAACUGUAAGCCAUUUCAAAUUGUACAUUGAAGCCCUUCAAAAAAGUGCAUGCAAAAAAGUAAAUAUGACCCUUUCACUAAAGGCUAUGUUUAUGGGUUUCAAAACGCUACAACAAAAUUUUUUUUUUUUUUUCAAUUUAUUCUUUUCAAAAAUGAAAUUUUUUUUCUGUUUGUUAUUCUAUCACUGAAUAUUUCAAUUCAUGUAGUUGAAUUGAGUAUAUUAAAUGAAAAUCACAGUUACACAGUUUGUCUUUUGAUCUAAAGAGUGUCCAUAAAGUCUCUAUACAAUUUUGUUAUGAGGUCAGUUCUCAAUAUAUCUGAACCAGGUUUGUUGUUUUUAUUCAGUAUUUUUUUUUUUUAUUUCAUUUAAGACAUCUGUGAGGGCCAAAACAAUAUGUGGUAUCGAGAAAUUCCAGGUGCAAAUUAGGACUUUAUGGACACCCUAUAUAUUUAUACACACGCUCCUUCUUUUUAACGGAUUCAAAGAUACACAUUUGGAUGUUUUAUGUCCAUAGCAUUUUGGAGAACUUUAAAUUAUCAAUUAUUCUGUACUCGGGAUAACGGAUUUUUUUUAUUGCCGUUGUCAAGUUAACACGUACUAUUUAUUUCUAUGUAACAUCCGAAUACCGUAUAGUUUUGCAUUUUUAUCCAGGAUUUAAAUUAUUGUUUUGUCACUGUAAAUAUAUAUUAUAAACGAAUACACUAUUUUUAAUGCCGUC
Molecule: messenger RNA, 3526 nt
Organism: Styela clava
Lineage: Eukaryota; Metazoa; Chordata; Ascidiacea; Stolidobranchia; Styelidae
Product: L-threonine 3-dehydrogenase, mitochondrial-like
Biological process (GO): L-threonine catabolic process
Molecular function (GO): L-threonine 3-dehydrogenase activity
Source: RefSeq, a predicted model, not a curated record